Molecule: messenger RNA, 672 nt
Organism: Aspergillus niger
Lineage: Eukaryota; Fungi; Ascomycota; Eurotiomycetes; Eurotiales; Aspergillaceae
Exons: 2
Coding region: 1-672 (223 amino acids)
Biological process (GO): protein complex oligomerization; [2Fe-2S] cluster assembly
Cellular component (GO): mitochondrion
Molecular function (GO): protein-folding chaperone binding; ATPase activator activity
Source: RefSeq, a predicted model, not a curated record
AUGCUACGAAACAGCCGUCUUGCAUCGCGGUUUGCCCGCACAGGCGUCCUUCAAGCCCGCGCAUCCCCCCGCACAUCCUCCCUACAGCAGCAGCAUCCUUCAUCUCUACUAUCAUCGCCAUCAUCACCACCAACAACAACAACAAUCAAUACCUUCCGCCUCGCCUCCACAACUACUACAACACCUCCCAACGACACCCAAACAACCCCAGACAUAACAAACCACUACACGAUCUUCAAACAAACCCUGCCCGCUGGCCCGCCCCCGUCCUCACCCUUCAACAUCCCGACGGCCGACCUCCGCCGCGAGUUCCUCCGCUGGCAAUCCCUCAUCCACCCUGACAAAUACCCGCAGGGCCCACAGAAGCAGCAAGCGGAGGCAUUAUCCGCGCGCAUCAACGAGGCAUACCGCACUCUGCUGGACCCGCUGCAGCGGGCGCAGUAUCUCCUGCGUGAGAUGCACGGUAUAGAUGUCACGGCGGAGGACGGGGCGUCGAAGCAUGCGUUGGAUGCGGAGACGUUGAUGGAGGUGAUGGAGGUGCAGGAGACGAUUGAGGAGGUGACGGAUUCUGGGGAGGAUGCUGCGGCUGCGGAGGAGAAAAUUAAUGAGUUGAAGGUGGAGAAUCAGGGGAGGGUGGAGGAAGAUACCACUCAUAUCUUUAUGAUCUUAUAG